UCGGCCUUGAGAGUUUCAGCGCCAUUGAAACGUUCAAAAUUUUCACGGUGGAGAAGAGAGUCAAGAGAGAGAGAGAUGAGUACAGAGAUCGUUCAUCUACGACGGAGAUUGGUCGAGUUCCUGAUUCAGUCUUCUACUCAACUCGAACUUCCUCCGAUCGUUAAAUACUCAGCGCUAUCUCUCUUCUUCGAUCGAUUUCGUCCUUCUGUAGUCAGGUUCUUACAGAGAAAGAAAGCUGAGCAUUGGCUAUUGCAACCUCUGACUGAAAGCAAUCUGCAGCUGUUUGUGUUAGUCUCCAUUUGGAUCUCAUGCAAAAUGCAUUGUGCCCGGGGUUUAUCGGUUCAUAGUCUGAAAUCCUUUGGGGAUAAAGUGAUUACAGAGCAACUCUUUAUGGUUCGGGAUUUCUUGGAUGCGGAACUAGUUUUUCUGAGGCAGGUUUUGAAAUUUGACAUUGGCACUCUUAAUAUAGCUUAUACACUGCUUGAAGACCUUUUCAUUCAGUUCAAAGAAGUUGCAAAGGUUGGGGAACUUUUGAACUUUGAAGCAUGUAUGGACAUGAUGGAUCUUCUUUACGAGACAGAGGAGACAUCCCUUCUUUAUCAAUCUUCAACAUCUUUAGCUACUUCCAUUUUGGUGUCUUCUUACAUAAUCACAGUGCCAAAACAACAGUAUGACUUCCCUAUCCUCCCUUGGGGUAAGCAUUCAUACUCCUGCUCUUUCCAUCAAAAGUUUUUUAGAUUAACAAUUACCAAAGAUAGAUUUAGAUUAAUCAAGUCAUAGGAUACUGAAUUAGUUAGAAACAGGACAUAUAACAUAAUAAGGCCCAAUGUGCUCCUUUUUGACUAUGCAUUUCAACAUCACACAAAAGAGUACCUCGUUCACACUUCAAGGUCUUCUUCAUAUUGCCCCUUAGA
Messenger RNA from Camelina sativa (false flax), 914 nucleotides. Lineage: Eukaryota; Viridiplantae; Streptophyta; Magnoliopsida; Brassicales; Brassicaceae. The record is from RefSeq and is a predicted model, not a curated record.